Prunus armeniaca (apricot) is the source of this 1515-nucleotide messenger RNA. Lineage: Eukaryota; Viridiplantae; Streptophyta; Magnoliopsida; Rosales; Rosaceae. The record is from the annotation of a GenBank genome assembly.
AUGGAGCCAUCAGCUUACAAACCAAUCUUAGCUGCUAGAAUUGGGAAUAUUAACUUUGAUUCUCUCUUUACUCAUGAGCAAAAAUUUAGCCAGAUCUGUGUACAGUCAGUGAAUUUGGAGCACAAGUGGGUAGGGGCUCCUUUUGCAGCAAUGCUUCGUAGACAUGAAUCCGACUACAAUGACUCAAAUGACUGUGUACUCAAAAUUGUUGUUGUCUUCCUUUCAACCAGCUCCAAUGUCGUACAAGUUAAAUACUCAUCUAUUGCUCUGCAGCCAAUGGAUUUAAAUCUUGAUGAGGAGACAUUAAUGAAAAUCGUCCCAUUUUGGAGAACAUCUCUUAGUAACUCCAAGAGUCAGCAAUACUAUUUUGAUCAUUUUGAGAUUCACCCGAUAAAGGUCCCUGCGAUUAAAAAUAAGGUUGUAGAGCUCAACGGCGUUAUGGUCACUCAUGCUCUGAUAACGAUGCGUGAAUUACUUAUCAAAUGUGCACAACAUUAUUCAUGGUAUGCCAUGAGGGCUAUCUAUAUUGCAAAAGGAAGUCCAUUGCUUCCACCAGAUUUUGUGUCAAUCUUUGAUGACUUGGCUUCAUCCUCUCUUGAUGUCUUCUUUGAUCCUUCCCGUGGGUUAAAAAAUCUUCCAGGUUUGACUUUAGGUACCUUCAAGUUAAUCAGUAAAUGUAUUGAUGGUAACGGGUUCUCAGGGACAAAACGCUAUUUUGGUGAUCUAGGAAAAUCUUUGAGAACAGCGGGGUCAAAUGUACUCUUUGCUGCGAUCACUGAAAUAUCAGACUCUGUUUUGAAGGGUGCAGAAGCAAGUGGUUUUAACGGAGUGGUGACUGGAUUUCACCAAGGAAUAUUGAAAUUGGCUAUGGAACCAUCAUUACUGGGGACCGCUUUGAUGGAAGGUGGGCCAGAUAGAAAGAUUAAGCUUGACCGGAGUCCUGUGGCUGAUGAGUUAUAUAUUGAAGGUUACCUGCAAGCCAUGUUGGACACAGUGUUUAGACAAGAAUAUUUGAGAGUCAGGGUCAUCGACAAUCAGGUUUACCUCAAAAACCUACCCCCGAACAGUUCUCUUAUAGAAGAGAUUAUGGAUCGUGUGAAGGGAUUUCUUGUGAGCAAGGCAUUGCUAAAAGGAGAUCCUUCAAUUACAUCUCGCCCCUUGAGUCAUCUUCGAGGUGAAAGUGAGUGGAGACUCGGACCGACUGUGCUGACAUUAUGUGAGCACCUGUUCGUGAGCUUCGCCAUUCGAUUGCUGAGGAAGCAAGCGAAUAAGUUCAUCGCCGGCAUCAAAUGGAAUUCGGAGGGUGACAAUGCAAAGGCAGUUGUGCCUGCAAACCCUGCUGAGGUAGCACCCAGGGUUAAGUUCGCUUGGAAAUGGGGCAUUGGGAAGUUUCUUUUAUCAGGCAUUGUAGCAUAUAUAGAUGGUAGGUUAUGUCGUUGUAUUCCUAAUCCGGUAGCCCGUCGCAUUGUCAGUGGCUUUUUGUUGACUUUCCUCGAUAACAAGAACAACGAAUGA